Messenger RNA from Phacochoerus africanus (Common warthog), 4570 nucleotides. RefSeq names its product chloride voltage-gated channel 6 (gene CLCN6). Gene Ontology annotation, molecular function: voltage-gated chloride channel activity. Gene Ontology annotation, biological process: transmembrane transport; chloride transport. Gene Ontology annotation, cellular component: intracellular membrane-bounded organelle; lysosomal membrane. Lineage: Eukaryota; Metazoa; Chordata; Mammalia; Artiodactyla; Suidae. The coding region runs from base 84 to 2696 and encodes 870 amino acids. The record is from RefSeq and is a predicted model, not a curated record. The transcript is spliced from 23 exons.
CUCCCGGAGCCAGUCACGUGAGGCGCGGAUCCUAGGCGGGAGGGGGUUGCCAGAGGGGUCCAGGGUGGCAGUAAAGGAGGAAGAUGGCGGGGUGCAGGGGGUCCCUGUGCUGCUGCUGCAGGUGGUGCUGCUGUUGUGGUGAGCGUGAGACCCGCACUCCCGAGGAGCUGACCAUCCUUGGAGAAACACAGGAAGAGGAGGAUGAGAUCCUUCCAAGGAAAGACUAUGAGAGUUUGGAUUAUGAUCGCUGUAUCAAUGACCCUUACCUGGAAGUUUUGGAGACCAUGGAUAAUAAGAAAGGUCGCAGGUAUGAGGCGGUGAAGUGGAUGAUGGUGUUUGCCAUUGGAGUCUCCACUGGGCUGGUGGGUCUCUUCGUGGACUUCUUUGCGCGCCUCUUCACCCAGCUCAAGUUCGGAGUGGUGCAGGCCUCGGUGGAGGAAUGCAGCCAGAAAGGCUGCCUCGCCCUGUCCCUCCUUGAACUCAUGGGUUUCAACUUGACCUUUGUCUUCUUCGCCAGCCUUCUUGUUCUAAUCGAGCCAGUGGCUGCAGGUUCUGGGAUACCCGAGAUCAAAUGCUACCUGAAUGGUGUGAAGGUGCCGGGAAUCGUCCGUCUGCGGACCCUGCUCUGCAAAGUCUUUGGAGUGCUGUUCAGUGUGGCUGGAGGGCUCUUUGUGGGGAAGGAAGGCCCAAUGAUCCACAGUGGGUCGGUGGUGGGCGCUGGCCUCCCGCAGUUUCAGAGCAUCUCCCUGCGGAAGAUCCAGUUUAACUUCCCCUAUUUCCGAAGUGACAGGGACAAGCGGGACUUUGUGUCAGCAGGGGCAGCCGCGGGAGUCGCUGCAGCUUUCGGGGCCCCCAUUGGGGGUACCUUGUUCAGUCUGGAGGAGGGCUCGUCCUUCUGGAACCAGGGGCUCACGUGGAAAGUGCUCUUUUGUUCCAUGUCUGCCACCUUCACUCUCAACUUCUUUCGUUCUGGGAUUCAGUUUGGAAGUUGGGGUUCCUUCCAGCUCCCCGGAUUGCUGAACUUCGGCGAGUUUAAGUGCUCUGACUCUGAUAAAAAAUGUCAUCUCUGGACAGCUAUGGACUUGGGGUUCUUCGUCGUGAUGGGGGUCACUGGGGGCCUCCUGGGAGCCACAUUCAACUGUCUGAACAAGAGGCUUGCAAAGUACCGCAUGCGAAACGUGCACCCGAAACCUAAGCUCGUCAGGGUCUUGGAGAGCCUCUUGGUGUCCCUGGUGACCACCGUGGUGGUGUUUGUGGCCUCCAUGGUGUUGGGAGAGUGCCGACAGAUGUCUUCGGCGGGGCAAGUCGGCAACGACUCCUUCCAGCUCCAGGUCACAUCAGAGGAUGUGAAUUCAAGUAUCAAGACCUUCUUUUGUCCCAACGAGACCUACAAUGACAUGGCCACACUCUUUUUCAAUCCCCAAGAGUCGGCCAUCCUCCAGCUCUUCCACCAGGAUGGUACUUUUAGCCCCAUCACUUUGGCCUUGUUCUUCGUCCUCUAUUUCGUGCUUGCGUGUUGGACUUACGGCAUUUCUGUUCCCAGUGGCCUUUUUGUGCCUUCUCUGCUGUGUGGAGCUGCUUUUGGACGUUUAGUUGCCAAUGUCCUCAAAAGCUACAUUGGACUGGGUCACAUCUACUCCGGGACCUUUGCCCUGAUUGGCGCCGCAGCUUUCUUGGGCGGGGUCGUCCGAAUGACCAUCAGCCUCACGGUCAUCCUGAUCGAGUCGACCAACGAGAUCACCUACGGCCUUCCCAUCAUGAUCACCCUGAUGGUGGCCAAGUGGACCGGGGACUUUUUCAACAAGGGCAUUUACGAUAUCCACGUGGGCCUGAGAGGCGUGCCGCUUCUGGAAUGGGAGACGGAGGUGGAGAUGGACAAACUGCGAGCCAGUGACAUCAUGGAGCCCAACCUGACCUACGUCUACCCGCACACCCGCAUCCAGUCUCUGGUCAGCAUCCUGCGCACUACGGUCCACCACGCCUUCCCGGUGGUCACGGAGAACCGGGGCAACGAGAAGGAGUUCAUGAAGGGCAACCAGCUCAUCAGUAACAACAUCAAGUUCAAGAAGUCCAGCAUCCUCACCCGCGCCGGCGAGCAGCGCAGGCGGAGCCAGUCCAUGAAGUCCUACCCGUCCAGCGAGCUGCGGAACAUGUGCGACGAGCACGUGACGGCCGAGGAUCCAGGCGAGAAGGAGGACCUCCUGCAGCAGAUGCUGGAGCGGAGAUACACUCCCUACCCCAACCUAUACCCUGACCAGUCCCCGAGUGAAGACUGGACCAUGGAGGAGCGCUUCCGCCCGCUGACCUUCCAUGGCCUGAUCCUGCGCUCGCAGCUCGUCACCCUGCUCGUCCGAGGAGUUUGUUACUCUGAAAGCCAGUCGAGCGCUAGCCAGCCGCGCCUCUCCUACGCCGAGAUGGCCGAGGACUACCCGCGGUACCCUGACAUCCACGACCUGGACCUGACCCUGCUGAACCCGCGCAUGAUCGUGGAUGUCACCCCAUACAUGAACCCCGCACCCUUCACUGUCUCCCCCAACACCCACGUCUCCCAAGUUUUCAACCUGUUCCGGACGAUGGGCCUGCGGCACUUGCCCGUGGUGAAUGCAGUGGGAGAGAUCGUUGGGGUCAUCACUCGACACAACCUGACAUACGAGUUUCUGCAGGCCCGGCUGCGGCAGCACUACCAGACUCUCUGACGGCCCGGCUUGGCCUCGCCACCACAUGCAGGCCUGUCCCCUCCGGGAGCCGCCCGGGGAGGCAGCAGCUCGUGCUAUGUCGUGGCUGGUCGGGCAGGCUGUCCCCAGCACGGAAGAUUCCCAGUCUCCCACCCGCUUGGAAAGCCUACAAUCAUCAGACACUUGGCCGGUCAGAGAUCCUGGGGUGGCACUGGACCACUAGGCUUCAGACCUGUCUGACUUCUCAGCAAGUACCUUCCCGUCUCCUCCUCCCUGUGUCCCCACCGUCCGUGGUGGUGCAGCCCCUCCUCCCCGCCGCACUAAGACCCACCCUACUGGAGGGUGACACUCUGCUGCUUUCCUGGGGACCCAGCUGUUGCCUUACACCGUCAUGGGAGGGACUCUGACCAAGGUAAACACUGGGGGGACGCCAGUCACAGAAUGAGACGGGUGACUGACUUGAGGACUUGGGCCCUGAGCAGAUCACCCGUGUUCCAGGGAGGCCCCCUUCCCUGGGGCUCUUAAGUUGGCCUCUUCAUCAGUUCACUGGAAGGGAAGUUCUGCUUCUGGGUGUGAGCCGGUGGUCUGGUCUCGCCCCGGCCGUGUGACUCUCCCUGGAACCAACACCCUCCAAAGCACAAAGCGUUCAAAUCCCACUAAUAAUCUCUCAGCAGUGAAUCUGACCACGGGGUCAGGUUUGCCUCUGCCCUUGUUUCACCCAGCAUUUCCGCUUCCUGUCUCCAUUUUCCACAUUAAUGCUCGGCCUUCUGGUGCCACGUCUUCACCUGGUCCUUUUCUCCUCCAUCGAAUUACCAAACUUUCCUUAAGUUCUACCAACAUCCUUCUGGUGAAGCAGCCGCAGCCCCAGAGGGUCUUGGCAUCAGCCCUAAGAGUAGGGGACCCUUGGGUAAAGCUGCUUCACCUGAGUCUGCGGAGUGGCAGUUAUUUGUAAGAUGGAACGGCGAGAAUCCUGACCCAGUGACCACUAAUGUACAUGAUGUGGCUUAAGAAGCCAGCAUGUGACAUAGAACAGCUCUUUAUUCCAGGAAGAGCACGUCGGCCCUUCACCAGCAUCUCCCUCCCCUGCCGCUGACCAUCCCCAGGCUUCUGAGAGGCUCAGCAGUGGAAACUCCUGGGGUUGUGCCAGGGAGGGGAGAUGCAUCCUGCCAGCACGCGCCCCAAGGCUUUAGCAUCAAACAUAGGAAGCCUCCCUCUCCGUUUCAGUGACUAAGCUUCCCCUGGGCUGGCUGGUCCUCUCUGAGCAGGCACCCAAAGUAAACAUGGGGGUGGCAGGCCUUUGCACCCACUUGGCUCUUCUCUACGCACCGGCAGCACCUUAGGCCCACGGAGCAGCCCUGUGGCUGAUGUGCUUCGAGACUCACUCCUGUGCGUGUAGUUAGGUUUCUUUUCAGACACAGACGUUGGCUGAGGGCCUCCGUGCCCAGCCCCGCAGAGCCGUCGUUCCCUCCCUCAGUCUCCCAACUUCUGAUGCCCAGACUCCCUUUCAGCCCUGGCGUGGGCGUCAGCCGGCUUUGCUGGCUCAGGUCUGUGUUCCACGCCAUCUCGGGCCCUGCUCUGCCCACGCCAGAGCCUGCUUCAGCGUCCUUCCCAGCUGACGCGGGCCCCUCCAUUCUCCGCAUUUUCUUAUCUCUUUGACCUAUAAAAUUUCCAGCUUCCGUGGGUGGACCUGAGUUACAAAACGGAGAUGAAACUCCCAAUAAAUAGUUUGAGAAAUCACAUGGACCAAAAAGGCAAGGCCUUCUCAUCGUGAUUGUGUUCAGCCGGCUGCCACAAAUUUUAAGGCAGCAUUCAGAGCUUGACCACCGUAUUUUUUCUUUUAAUUAAGAAGGAAACCAGGAGUUCCCAUGUGGCUCAGCAGGUUAAGAACCCGACUA